This is a messenger RNA of Silurus meridionalis, 1312 nucleotides long. Its product is annotated as lysophosphatidic acid receptor 6. NCBI's taxonomy places the organism in Eukaryota, Metazoa, Chordata, Actinopteri, Siluriformes, Siluridae. Gene Ontology annotation, molecular function: G protein-coupled receptor activity; oxysterol binding. Gene Ontology annotation, biological process: G protein-coupled receptor signaling pathway. Bases 117 to 1082 code for a protein of 321 amino acids. The record is from RefSeq and is a predicted model, not a curated record. Gene Ontology annotation, cellular component: membrane. The transcript is spliced from 2 exons.
UUCCACCAGUGUGUGAGCGAGACGGCUGACGAGACAGACGGAAAAUAAAGUGGCACAUGUCAGAAACCUGCUUCGCCCAAGACUGAAUCACACACAACGACCUGAACCUCGAAAAAAUGAACACCUCCAGUAACGACUCCUGCGACGGCGAGUGGAGCGCCGAUUUCCAGUUCUACCUCUUCCCCAUUACCUACAUCUUAGUGAUGGUGUUCGGUCUGCUGGGCAAUCUGGGUGCUCUGUAUAUCUUCAUCUUCAAAACAGAGCACAAGUCCCCCUCACGUGUUUACAUCAUCAGUCUGGCGGUGGCCGACACCGCCUUCCUGUGCGUCCUACCAUUCCGAAUUCACUAUCACCUCAACGGAAACGACUGGACCUUUGGGAACGUGGCAUGCCGCCUGACGGGGACGCUCUUCUUCUCCAACGUCUACAUCAGCAUCGCAUUCAUGAGCUGCAUCUGCGUGGACCGCUACCUGGCCACCGUCCAUCCCCACACGUACCUACGCCUCCGCAACACACGCUGCUCGGUAGCAGUGUCCGUCUGCGUUUGGGGGUUUGGAGGGGCGACUAUUUUAGCCUUCAUGCUCACGUCUCCGGACAUGCACAAGACCCAGGGGAGAACAAGCUGCUUCGAGAACUUCUCAGAAAAUGAAUGGAAGACAAGUCUGGCCCCGUACAGCGCCUUCAGUCUGAUUUUCGGUGCUUUGCUUCCAUCAAUCGUCAUCCUGGUGCUCUACCCAGUUGUGGCGCGUCGCAUCGCGCGGAUCAAGACGCGAACGGCGCGCGGUGCCCUGAGGAUCAUUUACACCAUCCUGGCCAUCACCGUCCUCUGCUUCUUGCCGUAUCACUUCGUGUACUUUCUGCACGUGCUGUGGAGAACUCAAGUCAUUCAUAACUGCUUGCUGGCGGACGGUAUCUACAAAGCCAGACGCGUUACCAUGGCGCUGGUCAGCAUGAACAGCUUACUCGACCCAGUGCUUUAUUACUUCGCUACCAGCCACUGCAAGUGGAACUGCAAGAGAAACUUCAAGUUGCUAAAGCCGAAGAAGAGAAGAGGCAUCUACGCCAUCUCGGAGAGCUUAUAAGCUCAGUGAAGAAACAUUUAUAUAUAAUGUUAUACUGAUAUUUGUACACACACACACACACACACAAACUAUAAGGGCAUAACUAUCAGGACACCUGACUUUUCUAGCUAUAUGUGAUUCAUCCUCAAACUAUUAGCACAAAAUUGGAAAAACACAAUUGUAUAGGAUAUAUAUACACACACACACACACACACACCGAGCAGGUAUAACGUUAUGAGCAGUGAAGUAAA